Molecule: messenger RNA, 1707 nt
Organism: Lachancea mirantina
Lineage: Eukaryota; Fungi; Ascomycota; Saccharomycetes; Saccharomycetales; Saccharomycetaceae
Source: the annotation of a GenBank genome assembly
AUGUCAAAUUUGUUACAGCAAACGUCAAACGUUUCGCUCUCCCCGUAUCUUUCAGCAAGACUGGAGGAGAACAAGACCAAGCAGAUCGUUGAGGCAAUUGACGUAGAUAAUGGUACUGUUAGCGACUACGAUCCUGAAAAAUAUGGAACUGAAGUCGUCCGUGGCCUAAACCCGAGACACAUACAGCUGAUUGCUUUGGGUGGUGCCAUUGGUACUGGGCUCUUUGUGGGAUCUGGAGGAGCUUUGAGUACUUGUGGUCCAGCUCCACUAUUAAUCUCAUAUAUUGUGAUGUCAUUCCUUGUUUGGACAAUUAUGAACCAAUUGACUGAAAUGGUUACUCUAAUACCGCUUUCGGGAGAAGCAUCAAUGUACUCAAUGACUAGCACCUACUUGAACAGGCCUGUUUCGUUCAUGUGUGGUUGGAACUUGUUUUAUGCAAUGGCCAUGAUUCCUCCUGCCGAAAUCACUGCUUGUGCGCUUUUGAUCAAAUAUUGGACGGAUGCCAAUUCUGCCAUUUUCAUUUCAAUAAUCAUCGUUAUCAGUAUUAUCAUCACAAUGUUACCGGUGAGAGUGUUUGGUGAAAGUGAGUUUUGGGUUGCCUCCAUCAAGAUCCUGACAAUCACAGGUUUGAUUAUAGUCAGUAUCGUGAUUUUUUUUGGCGGCGGACCUUCCCAGCACCACGUUUUAGGGUUUCACUAUUGGAAGCACCCAGGUGCUUUCCAAGAACAUAUGGCUGGUGGUAAUACCGGUAAGUUCUUAGCUACCUGGACUGCGAUUGUGAAGAGUGGUUUUUCUUUCAUUUUGAUCCCGGAAUUGGUGACUUCAUGCUCUGCAGAAUCUACAAAUCCAAGAGUCAACAUGCCAAAGGCUUGUAGGCGGUAUGCCUACCGGUUGGCUUUCUUUUAUGUCCUAGGCAGUCUUGCUAUUGGGGUUGUUGUGAGCUCUGAUGACAAAAAUCUUCUGAAUGCGAUAGCCUCUGGAAGCUCCAAUGCUGCUGCUUCUCCUUUUGUUAUUGGAAUCAGGGAGGCGGGUAUUAGAGUUUUGCCCCAUAUUAUUAAUGCUUGCAUCUUGACCAGUGCAUAUUCGGCUGGAACAGCAGAACUUUACGGUGCUUCAAGGGUUUUACAUUCAAUGGCCCUCAAGGGUGAUGCUCCAAAAAUUUUCUCCAGAGUCAACAAAUAUGGUGUUCCCUACUACAGCACGGCUGUUGCUAGUCUAUUCUGUUUCUUGGCUUAUCUGAACUGCUCAGAUUCCUCGUCGAUUGUUUUCACGUGGCUGUCUAAUAUCUCAACUAUUUCGGGUUUCAUCAGCUGGGUUUUUGUUUCAGUGACUUACAUUCGCUUCAAAAACAUCAUCAGUUACCUUGGGAUACAAAGCAGGAUUCCAUUCUCUGUGAGAGGGUCGUACAUUUGUGCAUUCUUUGUUGCGGGAUUUUUCUCUCUUUUAAGCCUGACAAAUGGCUAUUAUGUUUUUAUAAAAGGGAAUUGGAACACAAGUGACUUUUUUGCCUGCUAUGUUACAAUUGGAUUUAUUCUUGCCCUUUUUGUUGGAAGCACAAUCUAUUACAGAGAAUGGAGAUUCAGGGACAUGGAUGUGGUUGGUAAAGAAAUUAUGCCAAAGAUUGAUCAAGCCGAUCAAGAAGAAAAAGAGUAUAUCAUUUACGAACCGAAAAACUGGGUCGAAAAGGUUUGUGCCUUUAUUUGUUAA